AUGCCCCCAGACACAACAAACCAAGAUACAACAGGCAUUUCCGAGGAAACUCCUCCCUGUAGUUCAAAUUCUGAUGCCUUCAUUUCAUCGAAGAAUCACCUAGGCUUGUCACCUACUCUUCAGGUGAAGGGUCUGGAAGAACACCAGAAGAUUGAAAGUUUCACAGCUGUUCUAUUUCAAGCCUGUUCAUAUGUCGAUAAAACUCAUGUUCCUUCAGCUUCGGUGCUCAUUGGACGAAGUUGCGCAUUUAUCCCUGGUCCUAGAUGGUGGAACCCGGGCCCUUUCGGUUUGAAAGAGGCAGGUUUCGCCGCUUUAAUGGGAACCACGGCAAGUGGUUCCUCGCCCACAGCCGAGGUGAUUUCAGCGUACGAACUGUACUUUGACCGGAUUUUAAGUUACGGUGUUUGGUUUGGGAUUGCAAUGAGCUCGCAGCUCCUUGGAUUUGCCUGGGCAGGAUUGCUACAGCCCAUCCUCAUUUAUCCCUCUCGCACUGUAUUUCCUGAAAUGCUUCCAAGCGUCUCUCUUUUAAACUCACUGUUUAAAGUGGGAUCUGAGUCCGACGACCAAGUCAAAUUCUUCAAGAAGGCUUUCCUCGCAGCUGCGAUUUACGAAAUCUUUCCAACAUACAUAACGCCGGCUGUCCAAGCCAUUAGCGUCUUCUGUUUGACUCUACCUAAAAAUCCACUUGUUACGAUCAUUUUUGGGGGAGCCCGGCCAUUUGAAGGCAUGGGAAUUUUGAGUUUAUCUGCGGACUGGUCCUUGUUUGGUGGCCGGGGACCGCUGUAUACGCCUCUCAACACGCAAAUCCACGAGAUAGUUGCUCUGGUGUUUUCCAUUUUCGUCUUUUUUCUGGUCUAUUCGAAAUCCUGGUUUGGUGCUGGUUUCAAUCAAAACUUUCCAUUCAUGUCUUCCAGUCUACUUACUGCCGACGGGAAACCAUAUCCGUAUCGACAGGCCAUUAAUUCAGACGGGACAGCCAACGAGGAGUUCAUACAAAGGACCGGACUUCCAUUUUUCACUGCCACCUUCUACGUAGUCCAGAUUUUAGCUGCAGUUUUUUUAACCAGUUCUAUUUCGUAUGCUUUACUGCACAACUACCACCUCAUUGGUUCAGUAUUCAAGAAAACCAAGACUCUGCAAGGAAUUGACCCGCAUCGAUUAGCGUGCAUGAAAUACAAGGACUUCCCGCGGUGGGGAUUCGCGGCAAUCCUGGUUGUUGCCAUUGCCUUGAGCCUAGGCAUGUCAUCGCUUGUGGAUUCUGGAAUUUCUUUCGGCGGCUUAUUUGUUGCUUUGGCAAUAUCUUUCUCGAUGACACUAGCAGUAGGGUUUAUAAGUGCGAUGGCCGGUUUCAGAACACGGUUCCCUGUCGGCAUUCAAAUGUUGGGCGGCCUCCUGUUCCCAGGGAACGUUUUUGGUAACAUGUGGUUUACACUCUACGGGGCAUCCAGCAAAAGCCUCUUCACAUCGGCGGUUAGCUGGGGAAUUUUAGUCGGACUGAUCCUUCCCAUCCCGUUUUUCGUUGCCGAGAAAAUUUGGCCGCGAUACAAACUCAGUUCCGUCAACAUACCUCUCUUUUGUGGAAUCGCACAGACCAUGUACACUUCGGCCUACGCAGGAGAACCAAUGCGUAUUAUCAUAGGGCUAAUUUCCCAGUUCUGGGCGCGCAAGUAUCGAGCCCGUUGGUUCACAAAGUACAACUACAUUUUAUCUGCCGCUCUUGAUGGUGGAACCGAGCUGGUUAUUUUCUUCUUGGCUAUGGUCUUCCAAGGUGGUGGCUCUCGAAAAAUCAAUUUUCCGACGUAUUUUCUCAAUCCUUCCUCAUCAACUGCCAGAGAUUAUUUCUUCAUGAGUCGCGGGGGUGAUUAG
Molecule: messenger RNA, 1866 nt
Organism: Puccinia triticina
Lineage: Eukaryota; Fungi; Basidiomycota; Pucciniomycetes; Pucciniales; Pucciniaceae
Exons: 17
Coding region: 1-1866 (621 amino acids)
Biological process (GO): transmembrane transport
Molecular function (GO): oligopeptide transmembrane transporter activity
Source: RefSeq, a predicted model, not a curated record